This is a messenger RNA of Drosophila innubila, 1250 nucleotides long. It is a transcript of the gene Cdc10, whose product is annotated as cyclin-dependent kinase 10. The record is from RefSeq and is a predicted model, not a curated record. The transcript is spliced from 6 exons. Gene Ontology annotation, biological process: protein phosphorylation; regulation of mitotic cell cycle. The coding region runs from base 62 to 1228 and encodes 388 amino acids. NCBI's taxonomy places the organism in Eukaryota, Metazoa, Arthropoda, Insecta, Diptera, Drosophilidae. Gene Ontology annotation, cellular component: nucleus. Gene Ontology annotation, molecular function: ATP binding; cyclin-dependent protein serine/threonine kinase activity.
UUGAAAUGUUUUGUGUUUGCGUUUAAUUAAAGUAAAAUUAUUUAAUAAAUACAAAACAAGCAUGUCCAGCAGCACAAAAUCAAAUGAUUUGGAUACGAAUCCAGCGCCAGAUCCUCAGGCACCCAUAACACGCAAGGGAUUCCUUAUAUCCCUGAAGAACAGCAGCACUCCCAUGCCCAUACCGGAACAGGAUGUGUAUGGACGCUGUCGACCCGUUUCCGAGUUUGAGAAGCUUAACCGCGUGGGCGAAGGCAGCUAUGGCAUCGUCUAUCGCGCGCGUGAUACACGCAGCGGUGAAAUUGUUGCAUUAAAAAAGGUGCGCAUGGAUCAGGAAAAGGAUGGCUUGCCGGUCAGUGGACUGCGCGAAAUAAUGAUACUGAAGCGUUGCCAGCACGAGAACAUUGUGCGUCUGCGGGAAGUUGUUGUGGGCAAAAGCCUGGACAGCAUAUUCCUAGUAAUGGACUUUUGUGAACAGGACUUGGCAUCGGUUCUGGACAACAUGUCGCAGCCAUUUACCGAAUCUGAGGUCAAGUGCAUAACGCUCCAGGUGCUGCGUGCUUUGAAAUACAUGCAUUCCCGCUUUAUUAUACACCGAGAUCUUAAAGUCUCCAACCUGCUGAUGACGGACAAGGGCAGCAUUAAAGUAGCUGAUUUUGGACUGGCACGUUUGUCCGGGCAGCCGGCGAAGCCCAUGACGCCACAAAUGGUUACACUGUGGUAUCGUGCUCCGGAGUUGUUGCUUGGUGCCAGAACCCAUUCCUCGGCGGUAGAUAUGUGGGCUUUUGGCUGCAUUCUUGGCGAGUUAUUGCUGGGGAAACCAUUGCUGCCGGGUAACUCGGAGAUUGCACAGCUCAAUAUGAUUAUUGAUCUGCUUGGAGCACCUUCGGAAUCAAUUUGGCCAGGCUUCAAGGAUUUGCCCGCAGUACAGAACUUUUCGCUUAGUCAGCAGCCUUACAACAAUCUGAAGACUAAAUUCCACAUGAUCGGCCAAGCGGGAAGAACUCUUCUGGGCAUAUUAUUCUACUACAAUCCCAGUAGAAGAGCCACUGCUGAAGAAUGCCUGAGCAGUAAAUAUUUCACAGAGGCGCCCCUACCUUGUGAUCCACGGAUGAUGCCCACAUUUCCUCAACACCGCAACAAUGUUGUGACGCCUCAACCACCGAACUUAGCUGAUAUUCCAAUUUCCCAUUUACUCGAUGUUUUCAUAAAAAGAAAACGCUUAGAAUAAAAUUUAUACUUUUUCUAAAGAG